Molecule: messenger RNA, 5123 nt
Organism: Paralichthys olivaceus (Japanese flounder)
Lineage: Eukaryota; Metazoa; Chordata; Actinopteri; Pleuronectiformes; Paralichthyidae
Source: RefSeq, a predicted model, not a curated record
AGGAAAAAAAGCAAAGUGAUCCAUUGAAACAGAGUCAUUGCCCUCUCUUAAUUACGUAGAGUCUCACAUCUCUUCUCUUUUUUUCACCUUUCCGCUGCUUUGUAAGACUUUGGGGCUCGAGGUAAUUAGCUUGAAGAGCAUAAAACCAGCUGAUCGGGAGAGGGGUGGUGCAUUUUGGAGCGAGAUGGCUAACAGAAACAUUCUGUUGCUCUUCUGUGGACUCUUCCUCUUAGCACUGAUUCAGCCCUCUCUACAAGGAGGUGUGUAUGUACCACCUGGUGCUGGGAUCGGACCAGGAGGCGCUGGAACAGGCACUGGAUUCUUUCCAGGGUCUGUUGGAGGAGUCCCUUCAGGCUAUAAACCAGCCAAAGCUGCAGGAGGCUAUGGAGGUGGAGGCCAUGGAGGUGGUGGAGGCCAGGGUGUGGGCCCAGGGGGUUUGGUGCCAGGAGGUGUUGGACCUGGUGGCCAGGGCAUUGCAGGUUAUGGCAAUUUAGGAGGUGGUGGUUUUGGAGGUGGUGGCCUUGGAGGAGGUGGUUAUGGUGGAUACGGUGGAGGCACUGGGGGCUUUUUUCCAGGAGCUGGACACAAAGCUGCUAAAAGAGGUGCAGGGGGCCAUCUGCUACCACAGGGAGGGACUGGAGGAACAGUGCUCGGGGCAGGAGGAGUUCCUGGAGGCACAGGAGGUGGAGCUGCAUUGCCUGCUGGAGUACCUGUUAUUCCUCAGACAGGCCUUCCAGGAGGGGGAGCCGGUGGCGCGGCAGGAAAGAAAGCUUCCAAAGUGCCAGGUGUGGGUGUGCCUGGACUUUACCAAGGAGGACUGGUGCCAGGAAAAGGGUUUGGUGGACGUGGAGUUCUGCCUGGUGUGCCAAUGGGAACUGACCUGAAUCAAAAAUCAAUUGCAGGUGGAGGACAAGGAGGAGCUCAAGGACCAGGAAGCCGUGGGUAUGGUGGUCAGAUGCAAACAGGGGUGUUCCACGGAUACCCGCUCAAAUCACCCAAAGUGCAAGUUGGCUAUGGAGCAAAACCUGGAGGAGGAAAACUUCCCUUUGGUUAUGGAGGCUUUGGUACCGGUGGAGCUGGACUGCCAGGAGGACAAGCUGGUUCAAAACCUGGAUAUCCGAUUGGAACCGGUUUUGGUGGCGUUGGUGGUGUAGGUGGUGCUGGAGGUCUUGGCACUGGAGGUGUUGGCGGUUUUGGUGGACUAUAUCCAGGGCUGGGGCCAGGAGGAGUGGGACAAGGGGGCAUCUCACCUGCUCAGGCCAAAGCUGCCAAAUAUGGUUUGGGUGGUGUUGGAGGUGUUGGCACUGGUGGUGUUGGAGGUAUUGGUGCUGGAGGUGUUGGCCCUGGAGGUGUGGGCGGUACUGGUGGACUCUAUCCAGGGCUGGUGCCAGGAGGAUAUGGGGCUGGGGCAAAGGCUGCUAAAUAUGGAGUGGUGCCAGGGGCAGUACCUGGAGGAGUACCUGGAGAGGUACCUGGAGGGGUACCUGGAGGAGUGCCUGGAGGGGUACCUGGAGGGGUACCCGGAGGGGUACCGGGAGGUGCACCCCUUGGAGUACCAGGAGGAGUUCCAAGAAUACCAGUGGUUGGUGGAUAUUCACCAGCAGCCAAAGCUGCUAAAUAUGGGAUAGGAGGACAAUUAGGAACGGGGGGACAAUUAGGAACGGGAGGACAAUUAGGAACGGGAGGACAAUUCGGAACUGGAGGACAAUUCGGAACGGGAGGACAAUUCGGAAAUGGAGGACAAUUAGGAACUGGAGGACAAUUCGGAACGGGCGGACAAUUCGGAAAUGGAGGACAAUUUGGGACAGGAGGACAAUUUGGACCGGGAGGACAACUAGGAACUGGGGGAUACUCUUCUGCCGCCAAAGCUGCUAAAUAUGGAGGACUGGCAGGAGCAGGAGGACUGGGAGGAGCAGGAGGACUGGGAGGCGCAGGAGGACUGGGAGGCGCAGGAGGACUAGGUGGAGCAGGAGGACUGGGAGGUGGAGGAUACCCUGCUGCAGCAGCUGCUGCUGCCAAAGCUGCUAAAUAUGGGGCACUGGGAGGCGCUGGAGGACUGGGCGGAGCAGGAGGACUAGGAGGUGGAGGAUACCCUGCCGCAGCAGCUGCUGCUGCCAAAGCUGCUAAAUAUGGGGCACUGGGAGGCACAGGAGGACUGGGAGGCGCAGGAGGAUUGGGUGGAACAGGACAAGGAGGCCCUGGAGGACUUGGACAAACAGGACUUGGAGGACUUGGGGGUGCAGGAGGAUACUCAGCUGCUGCAAAAGCUGCUAAAUAUGGGGCUCUGGGAGGAGCAGGAGGACUGGGAGGAACAGGACUAGGAGCUGGAGGACUGGGUGGAGGUGGAGGAUACCCUGCCGCUGCCGCUGCUGCUGCUGCUAAAGCUGCUAAAUACGGAGUGGGAGGAGCUGGACAAGCAGGAGGCAGACUUCCAGGAGGAGCAGGACAGAUACUACCUGGUUUUGGCAGUUAUGGUGGUUAUGGAGCUGGUGCUGGAGUCAAACCCCCGAAGUACGCAGGAGUUUCAGGAGGAGCAGGGUUAGGAGCAGGGCUGGGAGCUGGAGGAUUUGUUGGGACAGGAGGAGCAGGAGGAGUAAUACCCGGAGCAGGUGGCCAAUACUCUGCUGCUGCAAAAGCUGCUAAAUACGGAGGCAUCACUGGAGUAGGACUCAGUGUGCCAGGAGCUACUCCAGAUACAGCUGUCAGAGGUGUUCCAGAUGGUUCUGCUGUUGUGUCACCUGGUGGGACAGGUCUUCCUUCAAAACCAGGAAAGGAUGUAUUUCUCGCUGGAACUGCUGGACCAGAGCUCAUGGCUAUUAAUGCAACUGGCAAAGCCCCAGAGGUCCCACCGCCCAGCGUUUCUGGUGGAAUUCUCCAGCCUGAUGCUGGCACAAGCAUUGGUGGAACAGGUGUUGGAGCACCUCCUGCUGUUGGAACUGGAGUCCAACAACCCGGAGGUGUUCCUGUUGGCACUGGUGUCAAAGCCCCCAAACCGUUUUUACCAGGUGCUGGAGGUGGAUAUCCCUAUGGUGGAACAUAUGGAGUUCCUUAUGGAGCAGGAACCGGCACUGGACCUGUUCCUGGAGCAGGAACUGGAGUUGGAACAGGAACACUGGCCGGAGCGAAGCCUCUGAAACCUCCAGCUGUGGGAGGAGCCGGAGGCGGAUUUGGAAUCCCACUGGCAGCAGGAGCUUAUCCAGGGGGAUACAUCCCAUAUCAUCAUGGUUAUGGACAGGCAGGUGGGUUGACGUAUCCCUCAGCAGUUGGACUGGGAGGUGCUGGUGGCGGAGUUAAACCACCCAAACCAGGCUAUGGGAAUCUUGGAGUUGGUGGUGGUGCUGGAUAUCAGCCAGCAGGUGGGGUUCCUGUAGCUCCUGGUUAUGGAGGUGGUUACCCCCAGCAGUACUACCAAGGUGGAUACGUACCAGCCCCACUGACUCCUCAACAAGCCAAAGCAGCCAAGUACGGUCCACUGCAGGGAUUCCUUGGUGGAGCAGGAGGAGCAGCAGGAGGAGCAGCAGGAGGUGGCGUCUACAGAGGUGGAGUCGCAGGAUGCCAGGGCAAAUUCUGCGGGAGGAGGAAGUAGAGGAUCUCUUGAGAUCCAGUGUGACCUCAAGAAAACUAUGGUGCUACUGCAUGAUUGAGAAUGUACAUUUUAUAUACCAGCAAACCCCCAUUAGUCAAUGUGUAAAGAUGUUUGUAUCACUGACUUGACUUCAGUAUCUGUUUUUAUACAAACCCACCGACCCACAGUCUUGUACACGUUCUUAUGGGACGUAUUGAUAGUUAUUGCUCGUGCCUUUAAUCUUUAAUGUGGUCACGUUAUUCAGUUUUAACUCCCUGUACUCCACCAGCCUACAUAGAAUACAAAGUGUGUUUGUGUCACCUUGUGUUGUAGUGUGUGUGUGUGUGUGUGUGUGUGUGUCUGUUUAGUCUUGUUUUGGCAUAUGGUUGUACUGUUGUGUGAAAGACUGUCUGAACCAUCGCCUGUAGUUGUGACCUACCAAUGAUUUCCCUCUCGGUUUUUAAUCCUAAAGCCAGGUGAUCUGUCCUCAGUGUGGCACAGAUCUCCUCUCUGACAUAUCACAGGGGCUGGGUUGGUCUGGGGCUCGUCCAAAAAACUGAAAUCUGGCCAAUCCCAGCGUCGUCUCUGGCUCCCCAUCUUUCCUUCGCUGCUAUUUUUAGGCCUGCUGGGUAAAGAGCAGCGGGAAUCGGAGCUCCGGCCAACCCAUCUGCUCACAGUAACUUUGCUGAGUCUUGUUGCUAUGCAGUUCAGUUUUCUCAGCAUUUUUAAUGUUGCCAAACUUGUGAUGUAUGAAGAGCAGCUGCUGCUCUGAGGAAAUGUGCUGAAGACAAUAAAAAAUGUUUAGUUGAUUACAGGAUUUUUAAAAAACAAAAGAAAGCAAAGUGUUGCCUUUUAGUUUCAAGAAGAAUAAAACCAUUCAGAUGCUACUCUGUCAUGUACAUUAUAUGUAUGAAUGUAUGAAUGCUUCAUAAGUAACGUGUCACUGUCCUAACGACUGGGACGGAGUCUGCUUCACAUGUUUAGUCUCAUCGCAGCACUUAUCUACAUUUAUGUAACUUUGUCAUUACAUGAUUACCCAAGAUUCUUUUGCACCAUGUUUUGACUCAUAGCUUUAUUGUUAUCAGGAAUAUGUGAACAAGAACAAACCUUUGCUUAUUGCAUUUACUGUUAAGAAUUGUAAGACCUGGUUUGACAGGAGCGCCCACAGUGUGUUAACGUGAGGCACGAGCUCCCGUUGUUCUUCAUUUACUUGAGCUGCUUUUAAAAAGGCUUUACUGACCAAAGGUUCAUGAGCGCUGUUUGCCAAGUGACCCCAUCUUUAUUUGUGUGUAAUUGUGUACUGUAUUUUGUACUAAUUUGAUGUUAGCUGGCUUCAGUUGCUCCACUCGGUGCUGUGUGAGAACUGUCUUUGAGCCGCGCUGGGUCAGACCUUGUCCUAUAUGUGCCGUGGGAUACUCUUCAUCUUUAUUUAAAACAGUUUUUUUAUAAGGAGGGACAGUAUGUUUUUUGCACUUUUUUAUAUUUCCAUGACACAUGUGAUGUCCCGGCAUUUUAUUUGCUUCAUUAAAUAACAAAAUAAAAUGUGUUUAAAGAUCUU